AUGGCCCUAAAACUCCCGCAAAACAGAACAAAGAACCAAAUAAAAAAGUAUGAUAGCCAGGAUUUAUCACAGCAAGACAACACGGCGGAAAAAAGGAAAUCCAAAUUGCGGAAGAGAAAAAGUUGGUCCCAACAAUUUUAUGAACUUGACUUUUACCCAGAGAUUAAUAACAAUAUAAUAUUGAAGAAACCCGAAAUGGGGAGCUACUACGGUCCUAACUGUGUUAUACCAAACUACAGUCUCCCUUACACAUAUCAAUGGGAUGUGAUUACGCCUCAGAUUAAUCAGCUGUAUACAGUUCCUGUACCGACGGUACCGCUCGCCUUGAUAUCACCUCCAUUACCCAUAAUACCUACCCCUGUUCUGCCGUACACAGAUGUGCUAUACACACCUACGUACUCAACGGUCGUGCCAUACGUAGCUGAUAACAUUUGUACGGCUUUGGAUCAUAUUUACGAACCAAUCUCGAGUUUUGCGGCGUUAACACCGGUAACAUCAACAGAUGAAGAUAAUGAAACGGUAGAUGAGCACGACGCUAUAGAAUCUUUAGAAUACUAUCUAACAUUGCCGAAAGAUUUAUUCCCAAGAGCGAAAAUGCUCACUUUAGAUCCGAAUCCGAUAAUUGAUGAACUGUGCAAAAUUAAAGAUAUAGAUAAGCAUUCGGCCUGGAUUUUGGACCUCGAGUUUGGCGUACCAAGGACUCCUAUCUCCAGACCUUUAGCGGUGUAUGAUGUGCAGUUUAAUAAUAUUCAUUGUAAAAAUACUCCAGGCGCUGUUCAUCCUUUAUUUGAAAGUUGUAGUGAAGAGUUUAGGAAAAUAUUUCUGUUUUAUUAUGACUGUAUUGUGUCUGUGUGGUAUAGAGGUUAUAUUCAUCUUACGAAUGAUGAUUCUGUGAUAAACUUCCAGAAUUGGUUGAUAGUGCCGAUGCAAGCACUCGGCAUGUGCUGGCCUUAGCAUGAAGCAUGUUUUAAUUAGGUAAGGAAUUAUUAUUGUACAUACAUUUUAUUAUAAUGAACUAAAUGAAUGAUUGCUUGAAUUAAAUAUAAAUGUGUGCAUUUUAA
Messenger RNA from Cydia splendana, 1061 nucleotides. RefSeq lists its product as uncharacterized. The record is from RefSeq and is a predicted model, not a curated record. NCBI's taxonomy places the organism in Eukaryota, Metazoa, Arthropoda, Insecta, Lepidoptera, Tortricidae. Bases 1 to 954 code for a protein of 317 amino acids. The transcript has a single exon.